AUUAUUAUUUGUGUUGUUAUUGGAAAAUAAGAAGGAAAGAUUUGUUAUAGAAAUAUUGGAGAAAUCUUGUUGAUGGUUCUUAACUUAAAAUUUUCUUUUGUAAUAGGUAAAGGAACAAUCUUUUGAUUUCAAAACUAAACAUUUUAAGCUGUAUUUGUAUCUGUUUCAGUUGGAGUUUGUUUCAAUUUGAAUGGUUUUCUGGUUCUUGUUUAACUUAAAUAGGUUGUUUUAUGAUUUGCAAAAAAUGGCAUCCGUUAAGGGAAAUAUGGCUCAGCCUCAGAAAAGUUGUAACCUGGCUACUAACACUGCUAAGGUUCAGAGUUCAGCUUCAUCCUUCAAAAGGUGGGGUAGGAAGUAUCCAUUUAUCAGAUAUGGGCUUCCAAUGAUUUCAUUGACAGUAUUUGGCGCAAUUGGCCUUGGUCAUCUCUUGCAAGGCAGCAAGGAUGUAGCAAAGGUGAAAGAUGAUCAAGAAUGGGAAAUUAUUGAGACCAGGAAAGCAUUAUCAAGAACAGGACCCAUUGAUGCAUAUAAGCCAAAAAAGAUUUCAUUGGAGGAAGAGUUAAAGGCUUUGGAAGAGAAGGUUGACAUAAACAACUACGACUACAAAAGAAUUCCUAGGCCGAAUGAAGGCAAGUCAGGCUAGUUGUGGGCUCUCUAUCCAAAAGGGGAGGAGGUGGUCCUGGUGGGAAGAGAAGAGGACAACAGCUCGUGAAUAGACCACAGCAGCAGAGAAACCAGAAGCUGAAAGUGAAAGAAACAAAGCACAACUAAUUUUUGCAGGUUUGAAAUCGUUGUUAAAAUGAGAGAUAACAAUGAACACA
Molecule: messenger RNA, 821 nt
Organism: Durio zibethinus
Lineage: Eukaryota; Viridiplantae; Streptophyta; Magnoliopsida; Malvales; Malvaceae
Source: RefSeq, a predicted model, not a curated record